AUGGCCGAGGCCGUAGGACUUGUCGUGAGUAUUAUCGCCAUCGUCGAACUCUCCGCCAAAAUCGGGAAACUCUGCGUCCAGUACUCGACCGAGGCAGGAAAUGCGAGGGCUGACAUUAGCCGACUCGAGAACAGGCUGAAGGACCUGAAUGUAUGCCUCGAAGCGGCCCAGCGACUCCUCGGCGAUCCGAAAAAUACGGCGCUUGCGACAUCGCGAUCGCUAGUUGAUUCAUUAAAUGCCUGCAAAAGAGAGCUAUCAGAGGUGCAGGACAAGCUCGACCCUGGGAGCGCGCGGAAGGCCAUGCGUCGAUUUGGUCUCCGCGCGCUCAAAUGGCCGUUCGAUAGCAAGGAAAUCGGUACAGUUAUAUCAAAUCUUGAGCACUACAAGCAGACAGUCACGUUAUGCCUACAAGUUGACCAAACGACAAUUCUGCUCGACAUGUCGCAAAGGGUGGAGGGUUUAUCGCUACAAGAACAGAGCACGACGUCAGUAGCACGCCCACCAUGUUUCAAUAUCCCAUUUGAUCGAGAUCAAGACUUCGUCGCACGUCCUGAUAUGACGGCGUGGCUCAGAGACAAGUACAGCAGUUCUACAGGUCGCAUGGCUCUUGUAGGCAUGGGAGGGUUUGGGAAAUCGCAGGUUGCCAUCAACCUUGCCUAUUCUAUUCACGACGAGGAUCCCAACGUCAAUGUAUUCUGGGUCCAUGCAAGUUCAAAACCGAGAUUAGAAGAAGCCUACCGCGCGAUAGCACAGAGGAUGAAAUUACCCAAGCGUGACGAGCCAACCACGGACAUCCUUGCUCUUGUUCGCGACUGGUUACAGAACGAUGAAUCUGGUUCUUGGCUGAUGAUUGUCGAUAAUGCCGACGACGUCAACCUCUUCUACCCCAAAGGCACCGAUGAGCGCCCCCUAGCGUCUUUCUUACCCAAGGCUCAGCAUGGCACCAUCCUCGUCACCUCUCGCAGUCUUGAUGUUGCGGAGAGGCUGACAGGUAGUCGGAAGAACAUUUUCCAGGUGUCUACCAUGGACGAGGCUCAAGGCCUGCAUCUUAUCAGAAACAAGCUUGCCGUUGAAUUUGAGCAUGAUGCUACUGUUAAGCUCCUUCAGGCUUUGGAUUACAUUCCUCUCGCAAUCACGCAAGCUGCAGCCUACAUCAACCGUCGUUCACCCCGCGAAUCUGUUGAAACCUACUUGAAAUCAUUCCAAGAGAGUGAUCAGAAGAGGAAAAGCCUUCUAGAGGUCGACCUUGGUGAUCUCCGUAGAGACGAGACCGUUUCGAAUUCGGUGAUCACAACAUGGCAAGUUACAUUCGAGAAGAUCCGUCACGAAAAGCCGUCUGCAGCCAAUCUCUUGUCAUUCAUGAGUCUUUUUGAUCACAAAGGCAUUCCAGAGUUCGCACUUCACUACUACAACGGGAAGCUUAAGCAUUGGAAAGACAAAGCGUUCGGGUUCGAAGACGAUCUUGACGUGCUUCGCAGCUAUUCUCUCGUUUAUGUGACUACCAAUCGAGACUUUUUCGAAUUGCACGCUACGGUACAGGCCUGCACCAGAGUUUGGACAUCAUCUUCGGGUAAACUGCUACGAUUGAAGAGUCUGUUCAUAUACUCAAUGGGUCACAUUUUCGAUCCCUUCAAGUUUGAGAACUGGCCUACUUGCCAGGUGCUGCUGCCACACUUAGAGUCUGUGAUACAGGAGGAGCUACUAACGGAAGAUGUUGAACCGUGGGCAGAGUUACUGUAUCGGUAUUCAGAAUAUAUGCUUGAAACUGGUAAGCACAAAGCAGCAGAAGAGGUUGGCAAAAAAGUAAUCGCGAGAGGUUUGCCAAGUCUUGGGGAAGGGCAUAUGAUGAUGUAUAAGUGUUUGAGUAUGUUAGCUACGGCCUAUAUGAGGCAAAAGAAUUUGGACGAAGGUGCAAAGAUUCGACUUCAGCUGGUCAACAACAGCGAGAGGUUCUGGGGAGAGGAGCACGAGUUGGCCAUCAGCAGAUACUGGAAAGGUCAAAAGGGAUCGGGAGAGACAGACAUCCAGACGUUCUCAUAG
Molecule: messenger RNA, 2040 nt
Organism: Fusarium musae
Lineage: Eukaryota; Fungi; Ascomycota; Sordariomycetes; Hypocreales; Nectriaceae
Exons: 4
Coding region: 1-2040 (679 amino acids)
Molecular function (GO): protein binding; ADP binding
Source: RefSeq, a predicted model, not a curated record